Molecule: messenger RNA, 12110 nt
Organism: Carassius gibelio (silver crucian carp)
Lineage: Eukaryota; Metazoa; Chordata; Actinopteri; Cypriniformes; Cyprinidae
Product: stAR-related lipid transfer protein 9
Exons: 32
Coding region: 311-11131 (3606 amino acids)
Biological process (GO): microtubule-based movement
Molecular function (GO): lipid binding; microtubule binding; ATP binding
Source: RefSeq, a predicted model, not a curated record
CCGUUGGAACUGACGUCAUGCUGCUAUCUUAAUAUUCAUGAGCCAAUCCUUCGACAUAGCAGGAUUCGUAAAGCCUUUCCUCCAGUAGAGACGGCAGGAAGCUCCAGCGCAGUUCAACUGUGACCGCACCGCAGCUUAAUGAUGUGCUCUGUGAAUGUCUAGCCGGUAUCAGUAACAUGACCCGAGAAACUUGUUAUAGGUUUCCUCGCUCUUCUCGGGAGAAUUCAGUUCUCGGGAGGGAUUUAAAUGGACUCUAACGGGCAGCUGAACUUCAAUUUAUCGUUUCCUUCCUCCGCCCGGUGUCAAACGAAUGGCAAACGUGAAAGUCGCGAUUCGCGUCCGUCCGCUGAACUCCAGAGAGAGUCUGGAUGGAGGGCGAUUUGCUGUCCAAUUGGAAGACAAAGUGGUGAGAGUACGAAAUGUGAAGUUGGAAGGGCGUUUGGACGGGCGAUCGGAGGGUCUGGCUGACUCUAGGGAGAAGUUUAUGGAGUUUGGGUUUGAUUUCUGUUACUGGUCCGUGGAUCCAGCGGCUCCCAACUAUGCAUCACAAGAGGAGGUGUUUCAGGACCUGGGUGUGUGUGUCCUGUCUGGAGCUUCGGAGGGGUAUAACGUGUGUCUAUUUGCAUAUGGACAGACGGGCUCAGGGAAAACAUACACCAUGAUGGGAACUCCAGACUCCGUUGGACUGACACCAAGGAUCUGUCAAGGUCUUUUUAGGUCUGGAGAUGAAUCUGCAGAUGGACAGAGCUGUAGAGUUGAAAUAAGUUUUUUAGAGAUCUAUAAUGAGCGUGUGCGUGAUCUGCUGAGAGGUGCGGAGCAGAAGAAGCCAGCACCCCUGAGGGUUCGAGAACACCCAGAGAAGGGGCCCUAUGUGCAGGGUCUUUCUCAGCAUAUAGUGACUGACCACAAACAAGCAGUGGAUCUGCUUGAGGAAGGCAUUGCUAACCGCAUCACAGCCGCUACACACGUCCAUGACGCUAGCAGUCGAUCCCAUGCCAUCUUUACCAUUCAAUACACACAGGCUAUUCUAGAAAAUAACCUUCCUUCAGAAAUAGUGAGCAAGAUCAACUUGGUGGACCUGGCUGGCAGUGAACGAGCUGACCCUCAAUACAGCAGAGACAGAAUAACAGAAGGCGCCAACAUCAACAAAUCUCUUGUCACCCUUGGCAUCGUCAUCUCCGCUCUUGCCCAAAACUCUCAGAUGUUCAGCAGCAGUCAGAGCAUUAACAGUGUGCUCAGUGAGGGUGAAGGGAGCACUGUGGGGAGCCAGUCCAGCUCUCUGUCGAGCAGCGGGCGCAGACAGUGCUUCAUUCCCUACAGGGACUCUGUCCUCACCUGGCUACUCAAAGACAGUCUGGGCGGCAACUCCAAAACCAUCAUGAUUGCAACUGUCUCACCAUCCAGCAGCAGCUACAAUGAGACUCUGAGCACCCUCCGCUAUGCGGCUCACGCCAGGAACAUCGUCAACAAGCCAAGAGUCAAUGAGGACGCCAAUGUGAGGUUGAUCAGAGAACUGCGAGAGGAAAUUGAUCGUCUGAAAAGCAUGCUGCUGAGUUUUAAAAUGCAGAGGAACCCCAGUCCAUCGCUCAGUGAUGAGAGAGAAGGCAGCUUGUCUGAAAUAGUCCUACAGAAUGAACUGAAGGUGGAGCAGCUGACUAAAGACUGGUCUGAGAGUUGGUGUGACAAGCGAGGCCUGUUGGAGCGCUACAGUGUGGACAUUAACCAGGACCGAGCAGGAGUUCUCAUUCACUCGCUCUUGCCCCACCUCAUCGCUCUAGAGCCAGACGUCCUCAGCACAGGGGUCACCUUCUACCACCUUCAGGAAGGGGUGACAAGAAUCGGACCUCAGGAUGACAAUCUGAAAGAGCCUCACAUAGUCUUGCCAGAAGGUUCCACCUGUGAGAUUGAGAAUAAGAACGGGGUGGUGACUCUGAAGCCAGUCUCGGGGAACAUCUGCAUGGUCAAUGAAAGAGAGAUCAAGGAGCCUUGCAGACUUGCACAAGGUGCAGUGAUUACCUUAGCAGGACUCCAUAAGUUCAGGUUCAACCACCCUGCAGAGGCAGCUGUUCUGAGGGAGAGAAGACGGAUCAGUGAUGGAGGUCUGGUCUACAACUCUGCAGAGCUCAACUCACCCGGUUCCGACAUCAGGGUUGCAGAAGCAGAUUGUCAUGAGAACGACAAUGGGACAGCUCCCAGACAGCGACUAGAGGAGAAGCAGUGGUACAUAGAGUGUCUACGAGAGGAGAUUCAGAUGGAGCAGAAAAGAGCGGAGAGAGAUCUGGAAAGAGAGCAGGCACGUCUCCGACAGCAGCACACUGAAACCAAGCAGUGGAUCUUGCAAGAAAAGCAACGGUUUGAAGCCCACAGGGAAAAGGGAACAUUGGAGUCAGGGGUUCAGACAGAUCUCAUUCUUCAUAGUGGUUUAUCAAGUCAGAUGACUGAGGAAGAAGGCAGUGCUGAAAGAGUCCCACCAUCAGCUUUAAUGGGUGACUGGAAAAUUGUAGUGCAGGAGGAACUGCUGAAGCACCAUGCAUUGCGCAGAGCUGAGAAUCACGUGCGCGAUAAAAGGUUACAUUACCAACUGGAGAAGAUUGCACGAAAGCGCCAUCUGUUGGAGGUGAAGCGAGAGUUGCAGAGGCUAGAAAAUGAGCUUCUACAGAGGGGUGAUGAAACCUCAUCUCCAGACAUGGGCUACCUCUCAAAGUCCAGGGAACGUCCCAUGACUUUAAGAAGGCAUUCAUUUUCUGCUGAUCUGCUGUCCCGACUGUACCCCCAGCACACUCCUAUUUCCAGCCAGUUCCUCAAAAGGAAUAUAUCUUCUGAGUUUACAACAUCUCUAGCUUGCUUUGCUCGUGCCACUAAAUGGGAAUCUGAUGAAUGUCUCCAAGAUCAAAAGAUUAGAAGACGUUCCAAUACAAUGCCCUCAAGAUAUGACCAAGGAUCCUCAAGUUGGGCCAGUUUUUCAGAUAGCGUCAAAAGUCCCAUAAAAGAUGCAAGUUCAGCUGAAGCUACAAAAUUAAAAACUUCCUCAAGGGUGAUAGUCAAGAAAAGCACAAGUGACCAAGACAAGAAUUGUCUGGAUUCAAACACCAAAUCCACUAGAAAAGUAUUACCAAUAAUAAAACAGAAGAGUCCUGUGAAGGGAACAAAGACAUUAUCUCAAGGUGGAAAUAAAGGUUUAGAAACCAUCCGCAAGGUUUUUUUCCACUCCGUUGGCUUUGGGAUCAAAACUGCUUUGGCGAAAGUUUUCCGCAAGCCACCUCCAGGCUCACGUGGACAUAGAAGUGUGAAAUCUGUGAAGAAAGCAACAAGUCAGCUAAAUGAGAAAUCAAACAAAACCAAGACUCUGAAAGACUUUGAGAGAAAACAGGAAAAGUGCCCUAUCAGGUCGACGGUGUCUUAUGAAAGUUUGGAGCAGCUUAACUCAUUAAAAUCUAAGCAACAGAGACACUGGCAUAGUGCAGAAGUUCUAACGAGCACCGAGCCAUGGGUUGCAGUGCAAAAAGAUCCAGCUCGUUGGGUGGAGCAUGGUGGUUGGGAGGAUCCCAACAGAUCUUCAGAUUGUGAUAGUAUUUUCUCAUUGGAUUCAGUGUCAUCAGCUAAUGCUACAGCUCUGGCUGAGCAACUUCAGCAGGAGGAACGUGAUUCCAGUGAUGCUGAGAGUGUAGACAGUCACAUGUCUCAGGAUUCUCUUGUUAUGGAGAGCAGCGGGAAGCAUUUGACUGCCAGACCAGUUCUGAGGUUUAAAAAAGUUCCAAGCCACUUAACCACCCCUACAGUACAAGCUUCAUGCAGCUCUCAGGCAGUCGGCAGUAAAGAGGGGAUGAGAAUAUCCAAAGAUGUACCUACAGAGGUUUUCUGGAGCUUUAACGGCAGUUGGAAGUCGAAAACUGAGAACGGCCCAGACAUGGCUAAAGGGCCUUCUCACUUCUCUUGUCUAGCGUCUAAAUCUAGCCCCUGUAGCAGUGCAAGUAUCAGAGAGACAGGGAAUCCACUUGCUCUUACUGAUGCUUGGUCAUCUACUGAUGCAGCAGACAGUCCUAGAAUCAUCAUGGCUUCAGGACACUUGCUCAAACAGGAUCCACACACACUUAUAGAGAGCAGUAGAUGCCAAAGCUCUACUAGUCUGGAUCUGUCGAACAACAUGAAUAUCUCAGAAAGCCAGAGCUCACCUCGUUCUGACUACACUCAGGAUGAAAAUACAACACACGAAGAACAAAACAGCACAUCCUUUGAAAAUACCCUGUUGCUAGAGAAUGAUCUCAGUUUUAUCCCAGGACAAGAUAUGGAUUUUAAGGAACGGAAUACCAGUGCCAAACCAUGUACAACUCAGACAGUCUGUGAUUCUACAGAUACCAGUUCAGAUGCGGUAGCACAUCCAAAUAAACCAACCACUGACAACAAACCACUGAAUCCCAGUGUGACUAAAGCAUUGCUGAUCAACUCGUGUUCCAAAGAUGGUGAGAUCUCAGCGAGUACCACUUGCUUCCCAGUUAACUCUAGUAGGGAAGGUUCACAUGUUAGAGAGGACCCAACAUUAUAUCCAAUACACCCUGCAGAUUGUUUUCUGAAGUCAAAGUUAAACCUGACAAUGGGUUAUCAGGUUUCAACAUGCGAUAAAUCCGGAGAUCCAGAGGUUAAGAACUCUAAAGCAGUGCAGAUUAUAAAUGAAUCGCACAGCAAUGCUAGCACCGACAAUAGCACAAUCACUGGACACUGUGAUGAAGAAAAUAAGUAUUUCUAUACACGACAGUGCACAGAAAUGGCUUUUACAACAGAUACCAAAGAUUAUGUAUUGACAAUAAAACAAUCAGAGAAGCAUGAUGUAGUAGUUAAUAGUUUUGGCAAAGAUAGUGAACACUUUGGGAAUGGGGAACUCACUGGAACACAUAAAACCAAAGACUCUCACGCAAGCUUUGUGGGAAAUACGAAUCUUCCAAAGAAAAGCAAUGAAGAUGUUUCAGACACUGAGACAGCACUUUUAACAGCUGAUUCGAUGGAAAAUUCUGAUCAAGAGCUAGAAGACAAAAAUAUAAAAAAUGUACCAUUAGCCAGGAAUGAUCACAAGACUUUAAUCAGCAAAGAUCACAUUAAUACUUUUAGAAAUGACAGCAGUGUAUGCAAUAGUGGGCCGACACAAACAAAUUAUACUAGCCUGAAAUCCUUGAGGAGUUCAGAGAUCGAAAACAUUAUUGACAACAGUAAAGAGGAUAGAAAAGAUGCAUGCCAGAUUAUGGAGAGAGAGGCCAUUAACCGAUAUUUUCAAAUCAGCGACUCAGCAAUUAAUGACAAAAUAUCAGAGGUGGUGAAAGAACAUUUUAUGACAUCUCUAAGAGAAGACUAUAGUGAAGAGCAAGAGUCAAACACGAAAGAAAAGACUUCUUUAGAAAAACUGGAGGAUUUUAAGUUAAAAACAAACAAACAUGAAUUUGAUAACAAAAGUAUUCGGGCUGGAUAUGGCAAAAAUAAUAGUUCCCAGGCUUUCUCAUGUAUGUCAAAAUCUGAGAUUAACAUAGACAACUCUACUGUAAGCUUGGAGAACAGUGAUUCACAAACAGAAUUAAGACAUUCUUUGACUAUGAAGGAUCAGGCAGUCUCAAACUCCAGUGCCACAGAAGAUCAUGCUGUAAAGAAGAAAGAGAGGAAAUUUAAACAAGAGAAUCCAAAAUGUGGAUAUGUCAGUGAUAACAUGGAAUCUGUACUAUACUGCACUAUAGAAGAACAGAGCGCAGAUAAAAUAAAAACAAGUGAAUCAGUGUUGUCGUGUGUCAAAGAAACUAUUAUUGAUGUGAAUACGUCAAGAGAGAACAUUAUUGUCUGUACCAAGCUAAGAAAGGAUUACGUUGAUGCUUCAAACCCGGUUCAAAGGAAAGAUUGGAUCAGUGAAAGGGGUUUGGAGGGGGGUAGAGCCACAGUAUUAAAACCACUGCUUCCCUGCAUGUAUGCACAAGAUACCUUAUCUCUUAAGCUAACAGAUGGGUUGGAGAAAGUGCAGAAAGUGAAUCAGUGCAUGCACCAGAACGCACAGGUGGUCGACAACAAACCAGAACGAAAUGAAAGUGAACUGGCCUCUAUGGAAAUGCAAAAUUUUGAUGAUAAACCACUAACGCAUGGACAUUCACGACUUUUGAAUGAUGGACUUUUGAAUCCCGUGAAGGUCUCGACUCCAGUAAAGUCCAGUAAUUGGAGCAUUCCUCAGGUAUCAUUGUCCAGCGAAGCAACAGUGAAACAUACUGUCUCAAAUGUACACUCUGAAGAUGUGGCUGAUACCUUUCAGCAAACCAUGGAGGCCCAAAAUAAAAAGAUAUGUUCAUACAACUCUUCACUAUCAAGUAUUGAUCAUGACCACUCAACAGUGUAUGGCAAUUACCCUAGUUCUAAAGCCUGGCCUUCAAGCAAUCUUGCAUUUUAUGAAUUUGGUCCAGGAAACCUUGAGAAACAUAAUGGUUGUGUAGGCCAAGAUAAAACUUGUGCUAAACAUUCCUUUGCAAAUGCUACUAUCAUUAGUGAUGAAAACAAAGAAAGACCUGUGGAGCACAUACACAACGGUUACUCUGAAGAUUUAAGAAAAGAUGCCACUCUUUCAGAUUUAAGCCAGGCACCACAAAGAAAACAAAUGCACAAGUUGUUUAAAACUUGUGAUACUGUAAAUAUCGACAAGGAUCCACAAUCAGAAAAUCAGUCAAUCUACACAAGUAAUCAAAUGGAGGUAACAUCUCAGUAUAAUGAUGGCAGCAUCAAAGGAACGCAAAGUUUUAAUAACCCGCCACUGAAAAAUCAAGUGAAAAAAACUACAAAUCACCAGUCAAGGCUAAGAAAAGAGCCUGAUAAAUCUGAGGUAUAUCACAAUGCAAAACAGACUCAAUGCAGUCAAAAUAGAAAUGAAGAUAAUAAUAACAGAUGUGAAGCUACAAAACAUGUCACAGCUGCAGAAGCUACAAAACACCUUGUUGGCAAUGGUAAUGAUGAAAGAUGGAAAGGAAACCAAAAGCGAUGCAGAAAGGCCCACUUUAUAGCACCUCCAAGUUCAUCCACUGAUUCUACACCUGAUUUAUCUUCGGAUGAGAGUACAACAACUAAAGGUCAUGUGUCUCGUACCAAACCUGCUUCUCAAGCAAACCUGCUUCCUACCAUUCAAAAUGCUCUUGGCAAAUACAAAAGUCCACCACUUGACGAACAAAGCAUUUCUUCACCUUCAACAAUUAGUCCAGGAUCAUUAGUAGAACAAUCAGGACAGAGAUACACCCAGACGCCUAUCACUGGUAUGCCAUCCUCUGUGUUUGGAGUUCCUAUACAUAGCGAAGCUGAGACAAUCGCAUGUCAGCAAGAUCAUGGUUCUAAAGAAGAAAUGCAAAAGAUAGAGAUGACUGAAUCAAAUGGUAAUAAAGAUAUUAAUUUAAGGAAGAAUGCUUUUUCUGAAGAUAUUUUAGCUUGUGCGGAAGACCAUUCUCAGCCAUUCCCACAGACAACAGAUUCUGCAAUGCAUUUUUCCUCAAGUGAUCUUAACCCAUUUAUUCAUUCAAAAACUAUAAUGGGGGUUAACACAGCAGUCCUCAAAAAGCAGGCCGUUGGAAGUGCUUCCAAUAUAUCCUGCAAACACUCUUCACUCAAUAGUUCCAACAAGAAUAUGACAAUGUGCUGCAGUGUAGACAAUGGCCUAAAUAUUCAAGACUCCACUUUCAGUUCCCAUUUGAGCGCUUAUGUAAAUCAUAAAGGCCUAUCUAGCACACUGAGUAGUAAUGAAUAUUCUAGAGAUCAGAUUUCUUCUGAACCUAUGCUGAAGGCAGCUUCUUAUUCCUCUAGUGGUUCAAAAAAGCAAACUCUAACAGUUUUGAAAUGUGACUCUUACGAAGGUCCCUCAAAGGAGUUACGCCACAGUUCAGGUCAAGUUGAUGAAAUAGUGCUGGUCUACUCCUCUGAGUAUGAAUCUCAAGAACAUCCGAGACCAAGCAGGUGCGAUCAAGGCACACAAACCAUUGAGAUUCAUGAGAACCUUAAAAGAAAGAGCCAUCACCAAAGAAGCAGCACACAGACACCAGUAUCCAAAACAGGGAUUUGUGGCCUAACCACAUGGGCAAGUCUACAUAACUUGUCUGAACAUCUCUCUGACAUAAUAGUCAACACCUCUGAUCUUCUUGGGAACAUACAGGGCAUGCGAACUGGGGAAAAGCAACCAAAAUAUGACCAUCCUAAACACUGUUUUCAGGUUUCAACUGUGCAUUCUGGCAGUACAUUAAAGAGAGACUGUUUUACACAAACGUCCUUGGACAUAGGGGUCCAGACAGAAGAUGCUCCAGUGUCAAAGAAUACUAUGGCCCAUGAAGUAAAUGUUAUUGUUAAAGUGAUUGGUUCAGAUACUUGCAAUCUGUCCCAGUUAGAUGGUGAUGCCAAGGUCUUGAAGAAUAAAAGUGAAAGUGAACAGCCCUUUGAAAUAAUUAAAAGCCUGCCUGAUAUACGUCCCAAAGGUUCAAAGAUAACUGAGUGUCCAAAGUUUCUGAUUCCCUCCCAGAAGGUUCUUUCAUUAGAGACUGUUGUGCCAAAUCAAGAUUCCCCCUCUAUGAAAGCAUCUGAAGGUAACACAGUAGACUACUUUAAAGAGAAGUCAGUGUCUAGCCAUCUUGGAGCAAAACGCUCUCAAAUGAAACAAGAUGAGAAGCAGAAUUAUCACAGAAGUGUAGACCUAAGGAAUUGCUUUAAUAAACAAAUUAUGCUCAUGGAUCGUGCCUGCUCCCCUAUUCUUACCGUGAAAGCUGCAAGACAAGUAAAAACAACGCAGAGUUUAACAAAUCACAAAACCAAGGGACAAGAGAAACGGUACCCAGAUGUAUACAAUGUGCCAUUGAAAGCUCAUAAAAUGUCCAACCAUGAAAAUAAGGUACAUCACAGUAAAAAUGCAAGAACAGCAUCAUCAUCAGCAUCAUCUGUGACCUUUGAAAACCUGAGUGACCUUUGUCCAAAUUUGGGUGGAUCUGACGACUUCUCAAACAGCAUCUGUCCCUGCACCAAAUGCAUGAACAAAGAGAGAAAUGAAUACUCACAUGAAGUUGAAGAGAGGGUAAGUAAACCCACUAUUAACCAUUCCCCAUCUCAUUCACAAAAAAUGUCCCUCUCCUCUCCAAGCAGCACCAUCGGUGUCCAACUUGCAUCAUUCUCAGAUAACAUCAGACAAUCUAAAAUGGAAAACCUAGAAACCCCUCAUGUGUUGAGUCGCAGAUCGUCGGAGUAUAUAAUAAAAAGUUGGGAUCAUUCAAAUCAAAGUAUUGUGCAGCAGCAGGAAGAUGACGUGUUGUCUCUGGUGCCAAGCGAGUGCAACACAGAUGUUCUGGUCAGCAUCAAUCCUCUGGCAGAGACCAGCAUGCUCAAAGGACACCAGUGGAUCCCUGAUGAUCUGCCCAUGCACAACAAAUUCACCAACUGGUCUGGCAUCAAUCAUCAGACACCAUCAGCACUUAAAAUACACAGACCAACUGGACAGCACUUCACAAAGCUCAGCCCCAGUUACUGGCAAGAGCAAUCAUGGAAAAUGGACAGGAGAGCACAUGAAAUUGAGAAGCUAAGGAAAGAACGCCAACGGGUUUUAGCAUCUGUACAUAUGGAUCUGAGCCCUCAUCAGCUGACCAUUGAGCUCACAGAGGCCAAGCUGCACUAUGGCCAAGGGGAAACAGACACUCUGCUGAAAUUUCUCAAGUCUGGUUCUAAAGAGGCAUCUUCAGCCUGUAACAAACAGGAGCUCCUUAACAGGCAUAGGAAGAGCAUUGAAAGUUUGAGGAAGGACAGAGAAGCCCGUCUCCAGAUGUGUCGUUGGGCUGGGAGCCUCAGCCCCAGUAAGCAUCGGAUCCCUAUAAAUUGUGAGGAGCACUAUCAAAAAGUUUCAGAACUGCAGCAGCUCAGACAAGAGAUUGUUGAAACCAGCAGAGUUCCUGAUCCACCAAGAAAGGAGGGUCAGUGUCCAUCUGACAUUGAGCAUCUAUUGCGUGACUACAGUCGAGCCCGUGAGGAGGCAAGAGUAGAGAUAACACGUGCACGAGACCGACUCCGUGGGAGGGCCGAACAGGAAAAGAGACGACUACAGCAGCAAGCUCUCUCGCAGGCAUUGAAGGAUGACCUGCAGUUUCGCACACGCAUUAGUAACAGUACUUUAUGUAGUGGUUCGAACCUGAGUCUUUACUCAGGCCCCACGUCAGGGUACAACAGCAGCAAUGCUGCCUUACUGAAAGACAUUACCUCAUCAUUAAUACAGGUAAAUGGAGUCUCAGAAUUCAGUGUAAAGACUCAACCUCCAGUGAUCCCGUUGCAGACUUCGAAAUCCCAGCGUAGAUGGCUGUCAGUCCAGGAUGUCAGCCUGGAGACAUCUGCCACUGGAUAUGAGCCCGAGUCCUCCUCCACUCCAUCAUCUCCUCCCUUUGCUCGACAACGCACUCUUUCCUUUGGCUCUCCUUCGUCUAUAUCAACUUCAUAUCACGAUAUCGCAGACUGCACUCUUGCCAGUGCUAUUACAGAAGUAUAUUUGGCUUCUGGUGGUGAUGUGAGGAGUCUACUGGCUGGGAAGGCAGCUGCUGGCUGGAGGCAUCAAGGUGUGGAGAGAGGCGUUCAGGUCUUUCACAAGCCUGCUUCCAGACCCUCAGCUCAUGGGUUUCUUGGAGCAGUAGAGCUGGAGAGGCCUUUGGCCAGUCUGUGGUCCAUAGUUCGAGAUCACUCAAAGACUCACCUCUACCAAGAGUCUAUUAAAUCUGCCUGGACACGGCCAUUGGACGAAAGCACACAACUAGUCUAUCUUUUGACGGACGUAACCAACUGCCAGCUUAAACAGCCGCGGGACUUCUGCUGCCUCAGUACAGAAUCCAAACAGGAUGAUAUGUGGGUGCUGGCCAUGCAGUCUGUGUUUGAGGAGACACUGCCACGUCCCAGUGUGGAUACUAUUCGUGGUGAGAUUCUACCCAGCGCGUGGAUCCUUCUACCCAGCCAACGUAACAGUCGAGAGGUUGUCACUGUUAUCUAUUUGUUACAAGUGGAUUUGGGAAGCCCGUCCUUGGCUCCUAGACUCCUGAAUACAGUGGCUAGGAAACAAGCAGCUGUCAUAGCAGACCUCGAUUCUUUCUUCUCUUUAUUACAAAUCAGGUUACACGUGUAGCAACAAGCACUUACACCAAAACCCUGAAGGUUUUUGCUCAGAUUUGCACAUCAUGUUCUUGCUUUUUACUUGAUUAUUUUUCACUUUGCACUGAUUGUAUGAUUAUAUAUAUGUUGUGUAACACAUUAUCAUGCCUUAUUUGAUCUUAAUAUUUGUUAUUGAAUAAUUUUGCCCCCAUGUGCCAAAGCAUUGAUUAUAAUACUUUGAGGAAUCAAAGUAAAAACUAUUUCUUUGUGUAUGUAUGACUUGAUUAUAUUUGACAUUGAGUAUAUGCAUAGCUCUGUUAUUUGUAAGAGUGCAUUUUCACUACAAAACAAUCGACUCUAUUCAGUAUUGCAAAUGCAUAGCAUUGUCUUAAGCUACUUUCAGAAAUAACUAGUACUGUAUGUAAAACUUGACAUCAGUAUUUCAGACUAUAUUGGCUGAAAUGGGAUAGACUGACCAUCGUAAAACUGUUACUGACUGCAGUGCUAUUGUUGAUGUUAAUACUUUAAGUGUUGAAUAUGAUAUGAUAAAUAUGAUAUUUAUUUUUGGAAAAUAUGCAUGCAAAAUGUUCUUUUAAUUUUCCCUGUGUAAUGAAAUGCAAACAAAAGUUAUUCAUUUUAACACAAACUGUUACACUUUCUACAGUGGCUUUAGCUGUAUAGAUUAUACACAUAUCUGAAUUUGCUAUUACAUUUUGACAUAGAGAGCCUUUGCUCAAGCAAUAUAGACCAGGGGUUCUAUCUGUAACCUUCAGUAGCUGAUCUGUAAAACUUGGUUGCCGAAAUGAAAGGUCUACUGUAUAAAUGAAGGAUAUUUCUUUUUUUUUAUUAUAUCACAUUGUUUUAAUAUACUGUAAAUGUCUUCUACAAUAUGUAAUCUAUUAUCUAAAUGUAAAAUAAUUUGUUUUAAAAUGUUGUCUUCAUUUUUACUAUUUUAUAUGUUUCUGUGGAAGACUUGUAAUUUAUGAAACUGAAAAUAUUUUUAUUAAAUACAU